This is a messenger RNA of Orcinus orca (killer whale), 1493 nucleotides long. Its product is annotated as 60S ribosomal protein L34-like. Gene Ontology annotation, molecular function: structural constituent of ribosome. The record is from RefSeq and is a predicted model, not a curated record. Gene Ontology annotation, biological process: translation. NCBI's taxonomy places the organism in Eukaryota, Metazoa, Chordata, Mammalia, Artiodactyla, Delphinidae. Gene Ontology annotation, cellular component: ribosome.
AUGGUCAAACAAACGGUAAGUUUGUCAGGCUUCUUCCUCUUCCAGAGAUGGUAUCUAGAGGCAUUCAGGGUGAUCCAGCAUUUGACAUGCCGUCAUAGGCUGUUCCAUGAUACAGCCUCUAACAAAACCAGGCUGUCCCGAACCCCUGGUAACAGAAUUGUUUACCUUUAUACCAAGAAGGUUGAGAAAGCACCAAAAUUCGCAUGUGGGUGCCCAGACUGACUUCGAGGAGUUCGUGCCAUGAGACCUAGAGUUCUUAUGAGGUUGUCUAAAACAAAACAACAUGUCAGCCAGGCCUGUGGUGGUUCCAUGUGUGCUAAAUGUGUCCGUGACAGGAUCAAGCGCGCUUUCCUCAUUGAGGAGCGGAAAAUCGUUGUGAAAGUGUUGAAAGCACAAGUAUGGAGUCAGAAAGCUAAAUUUAAAAAAUGAAGCUUUGGGACUUCCCUGGUGGCUCAGUGGUUAAGAAUCCACCUGCCAAUGCAGGGGACACGGGUUCGAUCCCUGGUCCGGAAGAUCCCAGAUGCCGCGGAGCAACUAAGCCCGUGCGCCACAACUACUGAGCCCGCGUGCCUACAGCUUCAUGCUCCACAACAAGAGAAGCCACCGCAAUGAGAAGCCUGUGCACCGCAACGAAGAGUAGUCCCCUCUGGCCGCAACUAGAGAAAGCCUGUGCGCAGCAACGAAGACCCAAAGCAGCCAAAAAUGAAUUAAAAUUACAAAAAAAGAAGCUUUUUUGAGUAUUAAAAAAUUUUUUUUAAGUUUGUCAGGAAAAUACUUUAAGAUUGACAUGAUUCACAUCUUUAAUUACAUCACUCAGAGGUGACUAUAGAGGGUUCGACACCACCUGUCUGAGGACGGGUUCCUGAGCAACAGAGCCUGAGAUGAAAUUCUUGAGCAUGUGAUUUACCAAGGGAGUGAUUGAAGGAGAAGGGAAGGGCACUGUCAUGUAGAACAGGACCCGGGAAGCAACUAAGCAAAGAUGAGGGUUCAGCUGAACUUGACACACUGUCUGCUCCCAUGGGGUGAUGUGGGGUGUGAGUUGUGCCAUGGGGUUUGGUCCAUCUUGUGGCCAGGGAGCUGGGUUUUUACACCUCCCCUCCGUUGUUCAGUCGUUAUCAAGGGCCUGGGGGGGAUGUGCCUAGGACCACUCAGGCAUCUCUGGACAAGCUGUCCUCCAGGGAGGAUGAGCCACUCCACCCAGUCUGGAGGAGGGGAGUGGGGCCUGCCCGACAGCAUUUGUCUAGAAACAGCUUCUAAAAUCUUGGCUGAAACUCCAAAUUUCCCAGACUUCCUCUCUACCCUGCUCUAGUAUUCCUACUCUGUACAAAACCCGGUAAGAUUUUCAUGAAACAUCAUGGAAACCAUGUUUCUCAAGCACGGACAGUAACAUUUGGAUAUAGUAUUUCACAUGUUCCUUCCCCUUUAAGAGAUAAACAAAAACAAGUGACUAUUUUUGAAGACUUGAAUUUUACAUUUUAAUUUAAAAAUAUAUG